CGGGAGGAGGGCAGCAUCUUACAGUAGUAUGCAUGAUGCCCCGCUCACUCCUCCUGUAAUGGAAUACUAACGGCGCAAAUUUGGAGAACAAGUCAGGAGGGAAAUCCGCGGGAGGGGGGGAUGCGCGCAUAUGACAGGCAUUGGACGUUUCCAUUUAUGACAGUCGGGUAGGGGACUGGAUCUCUCCAACGGGGCUGCGUUUUUAGCUCGACUGGCGACGGGCAUUUUCAAACAUUGCACCCCUCGUCCAUCGCCUGCCUCUCCCGAUCCUCAGUCCUCAGAGCACCAUGCGAGCAGGAGAGACGCGUCCUGUGCCAUGCUGAACAACUCUCCGACUCUCCUGCUGGCGCUGACCACGGUGGCCGGACUUGUCCAGCGAUGCCACGGCUGGAGCGACGAAGACCUCCUCCUGCCGCCCAUCAACUCCUCCAACAGGUUCCUUGCCAACCUGGAGGUGGACGUGCGCUUCUCCAAGAGAUCCGUAGAGGAGAGCGAAGCCUCGUCCGACGCCUCCCUGCAGACUCUGUCCCAGUGCAAUGUGAGCGUCCAGAGACUGCUGCCCACCUCGCUGGUGGCCCGCUGGGACAGCAACUUCGGCUUUCAGUGUGAUGUGCUGAUUUACACCACCAACAACCACGGAAGGGCUUUUUUCUCCGCGUCUUUCAACAGGGCGAUCUCGCCUGUCGUCAUCGAGCACCUCGGGGUCACCGGAGGUCAGCAGGAGUUGCGGCUGUGCGUCGGCUGCGGGCUGUCCCGUUACCGGAGGUUUGGCCAGGGCCGGUCGAGGGGCCAGCAGACCGGGGAUCAAGUCAGCUUCUGCUGCGUCGAUUUCAGCCUGGACGAGCUGAAGGGGGACAAAAGUUGGAGGCUGAACAGAAAACCCAUCGAGUCGACACUUGUGGCUUGUUUCAUGACUUUGGUGAUCAUUGUGUGGAGUGUUGCUGCUCUCAUAUGGCCGGUCCCUAUCAUUGCAGGAUUUCUGCCCAAUGGGAUGGAGCAGAGACGACCGAGAUAAUUAAAACGCUCUUGAUUACAUGGAAACUACCCUGUGCUGCCUAUACUACUAAUUGUAGCCAUCCAACUGUUACCAGAACAAAAGACUGUGGAGGUUUGGACAACGUUUUGAACAAAAUGGUUUAGUUUCAAGGUGUUAAUUUACCCUUAGACGUCCUCGUUAGAACAACCUAUGGGGUAAAGUAGCCUACUGUAUUCUUGUAACUGGCCCAGUCGCCUUUUAACUAGGCUAUAACGGUAGGACUACACCAGUGUGUUUGUUAGUUGUUGUUUUUUUUUUGUUUGUUUUUUUAUCCGUGUAGGCCUUCCUAUAAAUUAGGUCAUCGUAAACUGUGCAAACGUUUUUUCUUAAAACGGUGUUUGUAUAGUUUUUAAUCUUUAUAGAAAUUUAUGCCUUAUCCCAUGUGUAGGACUUUUACAAAGAAAGUUUGGGCUGCCUUUAAGGCGUGCCGUCAGACAUAUAACCCGGUAUGUAGUCACGUUUAGAGUAAAUGUGAUAGGUUUUUUCAAUAUAUUCUCAGAAAUAGAUGUUGUUUAUGAUUGACUUAGAGUAAAUUUAGCUAUUUAUAUUGUUAGAUUUAUAACGUCAACUUCAAUAUAAGUGCUUAUUUGUAUUUAUGUUACACCGAGUAAAAUGAAAAUAAAAUUGUUUAUAGGCUAUCUAA
This is a messenger RNA of Myripristis murdjan (pinecone soldierfish), 1679 nucleotides long. It is a transcript of the gene tmem158, whose product is annotated as transmembrane protein 158. The coding region runs from base 317 to 1015 and encodes 232 amino acids. The transcript has a single exon. The record is from RefSeq and is a predicted model, not a curated record. NCBI's taxonomy places the organism in Eukaryota, Metazoa, Chordata, Actinopteri, Holocentriformes, Holocentridae.